Messenger RNA from Camelina sativa (false flax), 1475 nucleotides. Lineage: Eukaryota; Viridiplantae; Streptophyta; Magnoliopsida; Brassicales; Brassicaceae. The record is from RefSeq and is a predicted model, not a curated record.
CUUAAGUUGUAGGUCUUCGAACGGCAAUUUCUAACUCCAAUUGUGAAAUCAGAUUCUCUAAGAGGAAGACUCACUAGCUAUUGGGUUGAAAGAUGGAUGCUCUCAAGGUUCAGAUUCUACCUGAGCACCAAUCAUCGCCGUUGUCUACGUACACGCUCGCAAAUCCCAAGUCGAACCCCACAAAAUCGUUGAUCAUGCUACUGAUCAUCGCUUCCGUGGCUGUUACGUUAGGGCUACUGUAUGUUUCCAAUUCAAGUUCAGCUCUAGUCUCCAGACGUUUGCUUUGCCCUAGAACUUCGCUCAGGUACAGCGUCGUUAUCGAUGCCGGGAGUUCGGGGACCCGAGUUCAUGUUUUCGCGUACUGGUUUGAUCAGUACGGUGAACCCGUUUUCGAUUUCGGAGAGAAGCAUUACGCUGAUAUGAAGUUGACUCCUGGUUUGUCAGCGUAUGUGACAUUUGUGUCAAGUGAGCAUGUGCCUCCUGAGUUCUCGCGUACGAUAGCCUAUAAAAAUGUUUCAUACACAAUCUACAGUCAUAGCUUCCUCCACUAUGGGAAGGAUGCAGCUCUAAAAAGGUUACUGGAAUCACUGCAAAACUUAGCUGCGAACUCUACAGGUGAUGGAAUAGUUGAUGACCCUUGUACUCCUAAAGGGUACAUCUACGACACAAGUUCACAGAAAUAUUCAUCCGGAUUCUUAGCUGAUGAAAGCAAAUUGAAAGGCUCCCUUCAAGCUGCUGGCAAUUUCUCAAAAUGCCGAUCCGCUACGUUUGCACUUUUGCAAGAAGGAAAAGAGAAUUGUCUAUAUGAGCAUUGUUCUAUUGGAUCAACAUUCACACCUGAUCUUCAAGGAAGUUUUUUGGCUACAUCAAAUUUCUACUACAGCGCUGAGUUCUUUGAGUUGAAAGCAAAGGGUUGGUUGUCUGAACUGAUUCCAGCUGGGAAGAAAUAUUGUGGAGAAGAAUGGUCAAAACUGAAAUUGGAGUACCCAACAACCGAAGAAGAAUUUUUGCGUGGGUAUUGCUUCUCAUCGGCAUAUAUUAUCUCAAUGCUUCACGAUAGUCUUGGUAUUGCUCUUGAUGAUGAAAGGAUCGCGUAUGCAAGUAACGCAGGAGAAAAACACAUACCACUAGAUUGGGCAUUAGGCGCAUUUAUCCUGGAUACUGUUACACCCACUUCUUAUAAUAACGGUGGUAAAUCUAGAAAAUAUCUUGGCCUUUUUUAAGUAACGUAGCCAAUUACCAAAAAUGAAAUCAUAUAUUUGUAUUCUACGUUAAAUUGUGUUUGAAAGUUGAAACUAUAGUCAUUUUUUUUUUUUAAAUGUAAUAAGUUAGCUACGCCCUUUGGUGGGUGUCAGGGUGUGUAUGAAUAAUUUUCCCCUGCGUGGGAUUCUCUGUUCUCGUUAGUAGGACUGUAUAUUGUAUGCAGUUUUUGUUGUGUUCUUCUCAAUAAUAUAUAAUGUUUUGAAACAUCUCAA